Messenger RNA from Chara braunii, 3488 nucleotides. The record is from the annotation of a GenBank genome assembly. NCBI's taxonomy places the organism in Eukaryota, Viridiplantae, Streptophyta, Charophyceae, Charales, Characeae.
CGGCAGAUUAUCCAUCCAUUGAUACGUAGACUGAUAGCCCAGACAUCUAGUGAUAACUGCAGUUAUACAGACAAGCACACACACACACACACACACACAGAGGGAGAGAGAGAGAAAAAGACACACACACACACAGACAGCGAGAGAGAGAGAGAGAGAGAGAGAGAGAGAGAGAGAGAGAGAGAGAGAGAGCACUUAGGGUUGCUCAAACGAGGGCUUCGACAACUGAUUGGCAAACAAUGUCUUACAAGAUAUCUCGCAGUCUCAAAAGGCAAGUACAGAUUUACCGGUUUGUAGAGGUCGUAGAGAGCGGAACCGGGUUCCUGGUCCUGACUAUCCUUACGGUUCAGAUAGGAUGCUUUCAUCCAGAUAUGCCGUCGAAGAUCCUCUGGACCUGUAUACCGCUUCUGCUUUUAGGUGCACUCGCCAAGUUGCUCAGGGGAUUUAUCCACGGAGUGUACUUCGAGGGCAUGUCGUGCGCGCAGGUCGCCAGAAGGGAAGUUCACCCGUGCCCGGUUAUUGUAGGAAGUUUCACAGUGCUGGGUGGCGCAAUUCGGUCGACGUUCGCGUACGUGGCUCUCAGUGCGCUCGUCCGUCUCUGUGCGAUGGUCGCCGAGGUUUCUCUAGGUGUCUUCCUUUAUCGGGCAAUCCCUGAGCUGAAAGGCCACCCAGAUUAUGACAAGGAUUUGGGACUGAAGCACGUGCACGAGUUCCUUGUCGUCACUUGCGUAUGUCUUUCUCUGCACUCUGUCCUUAUGGGUAUUCUCGUCUUCUUUGGCUUGGCGUACGCGUGCCUACGUUUCUGCCUCACUUCUCUCAAGAGGCUUUUUGACGUUGGAGGGUGCUGCCGAACCUGUCGACAGGCCGAACCUCUGCGUCAGACAGCGGAUUGCCCUUUCUGGGAGCGGCUCGAGAGGGCACGUGCGGAGACGCAAAAGGGCAUAACGUGGUACGUUCAUGAGAGUCGCCAUGUCUGCUUCAGCGCCAUCGAAGCCCAUGCCCACAAGGAAGUGUGCGGUCUUCCCGGGUUCUGGUUCCAUAGCGUCGAAGAGCUGGUGGAUAUGGAGGAAGACGAAGAGGGAUAUGUUUGGCAAACGAAAUCGUGCGACUGCGAGUUGUUCGCCGCAGAGGACAUGCUGGAUCACAUGCAGGAUCUUCCGCAGAGUACUCGCUGCAGACAUGACGUUGACGCCGGUCUAGAGUUCGCUCGAGCCCGUGGGUACCUGACUAUGCUACAUGUGAUCAAGUGCUGUCCUGCAGAAUCUGAAGAUAUCGAACUGGCCGCCUCCAUCCUCGCAGGGUUUGCUUCCGGCCUCUCUGUUCUCCCUUGGCAGCCAUAUCCCGCCAGACGUGAACGGGAGGGGGAUCUACAGCACUUCAUCUUGGAAAUGCUGGAGGACGACGACUUCCGAUACAUAACACUGGAUCUGCUGCACGAGUUCCGUUGUCGGAUCGUGGGCAGAACACGUUGCCCUACAACCAUCUGUGGUCCACCGACUGAUUGUUACACAGCCUCGGGAGGGAAUGCUAGCCCCGUCACUCUUCGAGCGACAACUUCUGCACUGAACUCCUUCGCCCAGGCUGCAAGCGACAUACACGCUCACCUCCAUGGACAUCAGCGACCACGUACUCAACCAAAGACAGGGCUCACAAGGGAUGUAAUGAAGUCCGGAGAUGAGGUCGAUACAGGCUAUGCUCGCAAACUGAGCAACGCGUACACCACUCAGUCUCCAGUCGGGUGGCUUCUGCAGACCACUGAGCCAGAUUUCCAACGUGCAAACGAUGUCUGGGUGAAUAGUGUCCGGUCUGAACUAAUGGCACCGGAUAUUGUGGACGCAUUGCUCGACCUUGCCAGCAAGUCGGACAACUGGCCCUGUAAUGUUGUUGCGGAUGCGAUUAGGACCCUCUCGGCGCUCUGGUCCCGCAGGAUGAUCACGUGGCACCGCUUUGACGAUCGCCUGUUGGAGCAUUUCCCUCCCCCCAUGGCUUCCAUUGACCAACUGGAUAAUCAAGACAACAUCCAGAAGAAACUGAAAGGCUUGGUUCGACUCUUCAGCGACCCCGAAGUACAUCCUCAGUAUCUGCCUGGUACCGUCUUCUCCAAGCUGCAUCUGGCCAAGAUUCUCAUCUCUCAGGGCAUCCGUGACAUUGAUGAGGAGGUUGCUGAGAUGCUACUCCAGUGUCUCUGUUACUGGAAACGAGCCUUGGGUCCCAGAGAGGUAGAUUGGCUCACCUGCGAGGUGAUCGAAACCCUUCGUGAUCUGUUUGUCACAUCGACGGAGAAAUCUGCCUUGCAGAGUCUCAUCCGGCGGUCGGCGGGGGAAGUUAACUGCCUCAGGCUGAUGCUCAGCAGUAGAGUCAGUGCUAUGAGAGGCGCCCUGUUCUUCGCCACUGACCCUGGGAUCUUCGACAAUCGCCUGCUCCACGACCUGUCACAUUCUGAGGUGAAGGAGAAGACCUGGUCCACAGAGAUCGGGACACAUAAGAACAACUGUGUGGCAGCAGCUGCAGGGCUACUAGCGGAGCUCAUCAGCUCGCCGGAGGUGAGCAGUGCAUUGCUGCCCAAGCCUUCCGACAACCCUGCCUUCUACCGCACGCUGUUCAUGAGCUUAUCUUCCAUCCUCCACCUUGAAGCGAUGCAAAUCCAAAGAGACUUGGCAAAUGCAAGCUCAUCCUUGAAGGAGAGCGCUUCGAGGCCAUCUACUAUUUACCUUACUCAGUUGAACUUUUCAGCUCGUUUUGUCCUCCUCUUUGGGGAGUGCUUGGGAAACCCAGCCUGGAGGCCGGCAUUCGGCCUUUUGGAGAACAUCAGCUCGUCCUUAGAGGAAGGUGCAGAGAACCGGAUGGAACACAAAGAGAGAGAAGUGAACGUUCUACUCGCCACGAGAUACGCUGUCAUGAUCGCUGUUCUCGUGCUGACACGGUAUCCAGGUCUUGUGCAGUCCCAUUUUGACCAUCAUUUGCUGAGCACUUGCUUCCCUCCCUUCGUCCAGCUACUCAUGAGGCCUUUCCCGAGGCUGCAACGAUGCUCGAGGCUUCAAGUAUGGGAAGACGAGCUGCAUAGCGAGAUAAGAAACGGGGCUGCCCAAGUGCUUCUCCUCAUUCUUCCUCGGGUCUAUCAACUGGAGUUAAAUGCAGCUUCACCAUCAGCCUCUAAGAAUAGCCAGACGAGGUUGCAUGCCGCGGAGUCUUCGCCAAUACCUCUAAACAGCGUGGGCAUUGCCUUGGGGAAACUUCAGAAGUGGGCGGCGUUGCAGAGUGCAUCUACAAACCUGGAACUGACACGCCACAGCAUAGCAGUUAUCGAACGGAGCACUGGCAUUGCCAAUGUAUUGGAACUUGUCAAGGAGUCGAGUCACAGUUGGAGUGGCCUUUAUUCACCUUCCCUGUCCUCACAAGAAAGCUCCUGACAUAAAAGGCGCAAGGGGGGGGCACGGACUGGGCACACCACCACGUUCUCUGACGUCCAGUAAAGACCUACAGUUGAC